Molecule: messenger RNA, 639 nt
Organism: Odobenus rosmarus divergens (Pacific walrus)
Lineage: Eukaryota; Metazoa; Chordata; Mammalia; Carnivora; Odobenidae
Gene: H1-1
Product: histone H1.1-like
Exons: 1
Coding region: 1-639 (212 amino acids)
Biological process (GO): negative regulation of DNA recombination; nucleosome assembly; chromosome condensation
Cellular component (GO): nucleosome; nucleus
Molecular function (GO): double-stranded DNA binding; nucleosomal DNA binding; structural constituent of chromatin
Source: RefSeq, a predicted model, not a curated record
AUGUCUGAGACCGCGCCGCCCGUGCCGGCCACCUCCACUCCCCCCGAGAAGCCUGCGGCUGGCAAGAAAGCCAAGAGGCCGGCCAAGGCUGCGGCUGCCGCCAAAAAGAAGCCCGCGGGCCCCUCCGUGUCGGAGCUGAUCGUGCAGGCGGUGUCCUCUUCCAAGGAGCGCAGCGGCGUGUCCCUGGCCGCGCUCAAGAAGGCGCUCGCGGCCGCCGGCUACGACGUGGAGAAGAACAACAGCCGCAUCAAGCUGGGCCUCAAGAGCCUGGUGAGCAAGGGCACCCUGGUGCAGACCAAGGGCACCGGCGCCUCGGGCUCCUUCAAGCUCAACAAGAAGGCGGCCUCCGGGGAAGCUAAGGCCAACCCCACGAAGGUGGCGAAGGCCAAGGUGACGGGCGCUUCCAAGAAACCUAAAAAGGUCACGGCGGCUGUUAAAAAAGCCGUUAAGACUCCGAAAAAGGCCAAAAAGCCGGCUGUGGCCAAGAAGUCGUCCAAGAAGCCCAAGGUUGUGAAGCCUAAGAAAGUAGCCAAGAGCCCUGCCAAAGCCAAGGCUGUUAAGCCCAAGGCGGCCAAGGCGAAGGUGACCAAGCCAAAGACGGCUGCCAAGCCCAAAAAGGCUGCGCCCAAGAAAAAGUAA